AACUCUGUCAAUGCCAAAAUACGAAGUUUUUGUUUCGAUAAUUUUUUUUAUUCUUAAGUUUUUAGAGAAAUAAAUCAACAAACUUGUACAGAGAUUUACUUAGAAUAAUAUUAAGUAAAUAUGAAAAUAGAAAGUAAACCACUUAGAUAUGCCCAUGCAGAGGGUCAUACUGAUAUUUGUUAUACGGAAGAUGGAAAGCAAAUAAUAACUUGUGGACAUGAUGGCGAUGUUAGAAUAUGGAUGGAUAUUGAAGAUGAUGACCCAAACUCACACUGUGUUGGGGAGAGUGCACUUGCAGUAUGUUAUAAAGAUAAAAGGCUGUUUGUGGCAACUGAUAGCCAUGCAGUGCAAGCCUACACCUUUCCAGGGUUUGAUAAAGAUGGUAUUAUUACCCGCUUUACUGCACCAGUCACACAAAUAAAAUCCACAUCUAAAAUUGAGGCACUUGGUUGCUCAUCUGAAAAUAUGGAAGCAAAGAUCUGUAGUUUAGAAGGUGGAGCUCCUUUGUUUGUGAUGGGUGAACACAAGGGGCCUGUGCUAAGUAUAGCUAUAUGUCCACAUAUGAAGUACACCAGCACUGCAAGUGGAGAUGGUGUGAUGAGAAUCUGGGAUAUAGACACACAGAAAGUCAUUAAGGAGGUUCCCUGUGUUCAAAAAAUAAAUACAUUCUACUCAGCGAAAGCCCUAUGCCGUAUGGACUUUGAACCAACUGAAGGAAAAUAUUUAGCAUACCCAAGUAACAGAGAAGUAAUAUUGCUAGAUUCAGAAAGUUGGGGGCAAAGAAUGUCAUUCACUCACAGCUCGAUCAAAUGUGCAAUAUCUCAGUGUCAGUUUUCACCCUGUGGUGAGUACUUAGCUGGCAGCACUAUUGCCGGUCAGAUAGCCGUGUGGGAAGUUCAGAGUGGCACUUGUAUGGGGAUCAUUGACCAUCCCACUUCUCAUAAUGUGUCUGCUAUGGCCUGGAACCCUAAAGGCAAUGGUGUCCUUGCUUAUUGUGACGUUGCUGGUCAACUUGGUACAUUAGUCAAUUGUUAUGGUAAAGACAGCAGCAAAUUUGGUGCAGAUGACAAUUUAGAUGAUAUUGAAAUGGUUGAGAGGGCAGAUGAUGACGGCUUAGUAGAUGAACUUAUCCAAGCGGACGACAGCGACGACGACAACGCCAUUUCCCUGGAGAAGAUCAAGAACGAGACUCUCGGGCUGCCCUCGGAGCCCGAGUCGCGGCCGCAGUCGCGAGUGGCCGCCGUCGCCGCCGCGGUGCCGCGGCAGCCUCCCUUCCAACCGUCUUCUACGCCUUCACAGCUUGAGCAUAGAUAUCUAUGUUGGAAUGAAGUGGGCAUAGUCAGAUGUCAUACUUUAGAGAACGGGGAAUCUAGUAUAGACGUUGAGUUCCACGACACCAAUGUGCAUCACGGGAUAAAUCUAAAUAACUAUUUAAACCACACAAUGGCUAGUUUGUCCACAACUGUGCUAGCUUUAGCAUGUGAAACACCUAGCAAGUUGGUGUGCAUCUCGCUGGUGGGGAGCAGCAAGGAGUGGUCGGUGUCGCUGCCGGACACCGAGGAGGCGGUGUGCGUCAGCGCGGCCGCGAGUGUGGUGGCGCUCGCCAGUGACGCUGCGCUGUUGCGGCUCUUCACGCCGCUGGGCACGCAGCGACAGGUGAUAUCGCUGGCCGGGCCGGCAGUGUGCCUGGCGUCGUACAACACGAGCGUGAUGGCGGUCUACCACGCGAGCGAACCGGUUUCGGAACAGCACCUUAACAUGGAUAUUGUUGCUAUCAAUGGUCGUCAAGUUCGCAGUAAAACUGUUCCUUUGCCCCUAACCUCGGGCUCCAAACUGUCUUGGCUCGGCACUUCCGAUGUAGGGUCGCCAUGUGCGUACGAUAGUACCGGCGUGUUGCGGUUGUAUGACGUCGCAAGUGGAAUUUGGAUGCCCGUAUGUGACACUAAUACGCAUUCUAAAGGUGCUUCGGACUCUUGGUUUGUUGUUUCUGUGUGUGAACCAACGCAAACAGUUCGUGCGAUACUCUGUAGAGGAACGUCCUUCCCUCUCACUGUUCCUAAACCAAUAGUGGCAGAAUUGCCGAUUCAGAUACCCCUCUGCGAGUUGGAGUCUGAGAAGUCUCAAUAUGAAGAGCAGUUAGUUCGCUGGGCGCAUACCACUGCGGACGUCGACGUGAAGACUGCGAGGGAAACCUCACUAAAACUAUUUGCGUUGGCUUGUCGAAGUGAAAUAGAACAGCGGGCAUUAGAACUAAUGGAAUUAUUAAAAGACGAUCGUCUCCUGCCAUUAGCGGCCAAGUACGCAUCUCGCCUCGGCCGAGUUCAUUUGGCAGAUAAACUUACAAACCUUGCAGAUACUUGGGAGAGAGACAAUGAGAAGUUAAAUGUAGCUCAAAAUUCGCACUUCCUAGAAUUAGACACGCAAGAGACGUAUGACGUCACGAACACAGAGGAUAUGAACGCGAGUUUGAUUAUACCUCAGAAAGCUAAGGAGAAGAGAACGGAAAAUAUCACGCCAAUUAAACCAGUGCCUAUCAAAUCUUCGCCUGGUGGCGCAAGAAAUCCCUUCAAAAAACAACAAGAGGCAUCAAAGAAUGUGCAAAGCCCGCUGACUUUGACGGAGAGGACUUUAGUCGAAGUGCACUCUUCAGAUGACGUUUCGGAGAAUAAAGAUCCAUUAAAACCUCUCGACGGGGAAACCUUCGUGAUUUGGUUCGAUCGCAACAAGAAGGCAUUAGAGCAGGAAAGUCCCGACCUUACUCCGUCAGAAUUAACUCGCAACGCCGUCCGAAUGUUCAAGAGUCUGCAGACUAAGACUAGCGACACCAACGGUAAUAAGAGGAAACUAGACGAACACAGUGACGCCACGGAUCCACCAAUUACAAACGCCCCGAAACAAUCCAAACUUAGUGCCUUUGCUUUUCAAAAGAAAGCUUAGUUAAGACUGACUACUAAUAAAUGAAAUUGUUGUUUUAAAUCAUAGUUUUGAAUGUAAGGUGUGUUUAUGACUGUACAUAGGUAAGGUUUAAUAAACUUUUUUUAAUA
This is a messenger RNA of Amyelois transitella, 3044 nucleotides long. RefSeq names its product WD repeat and HMG-box DNA-binding protein 1 (gene Ctf4). The transcript is spliced from 17 exons. NCBI's taxonomy places the organism in Eukaryota, Metazoa, Arthropoda, Insecta, Lepidoptera, Pyralidae. The coding region runs from base 121 to 2937 and encodes 938 amino acids. The record is from RefSeq and is a predicted model, not a curated record. Gene Ontology annotation, biological process: mitotic cell cycle; DNA repair; DNA-templated DNA replication. Gene Ontology annotation, cellular component: nuclear replication fork. Gene Ontology annotation, molecular function: chromatin binding; protein binding.